Alternaria viburni is the source of this 2493-nucleotide messenger RNA. RefSeq lists its product as uncharacterized. The record is from RefSeq and is a predicted model, not a curated record. Bases 1 to 2493 code for a protein of 830 amino acids. The transcript has 2 exons. Lineage: Eukaryota; Fungi; Ascomycota; Dothideomycetes; Pleosporales; Pleosporaceae.
AUGGACAAUAACUAUGGUCACACGGUAUAUCUGGACCGACUGCAAAACAACAAACACGAGACGGUGAAGGCUCUCGAGAAGCUUGGCAAACGAGCCGCCGCAGUCGUUCAUGAAGAGCAGCGGUGGCAUCACUGGGUGAGGGAAUGUCAGGAGAAGGAGGAGGAACAGGCGCAGAGCGAAGCAAAGAAGGUGAAGCUGGAGUUUCAGCUCUUUAAAAGAUACGAAAAGGAACUCGAUCGUCGUCAACGGGACAUGCGAUCUAGAGAGAUCAAGAGGCGCGAAGAACAGUACUUGAACCAAGUAUAUGCAGAGCGCGCCCAGACGAUGUCAAGGGAAGAGGAAGAGGAAUGGGAAGAGCAGUGGGACCCCAUUCAAGAUAUUUAUGGCUACGAAAGAGGUCGCUAUGUCGAGCUCAUCAAUAUGUUUCUGAUGAUCAGUGAGCAGGAACAUGAAGACUAUUGCGCAGGUGUGGAGGCAUCUCAGCUUGAUGGCCCUGCCGCACCGACAUCUUCGCACCAAGCCACCGGACAAGCCGCGACGGGCAAGAAGUCCAUCAUAAUGGAGACCAAGGAACAGAUGCGCAGGAGACUUCAGACGCCUGUCAACUUCGAGCGCGCGCCAGGCCAAUAUCUUCCUGAGUUUUUAAGCCCAAGGACGACGACUCCCGUAGUUCCUCACGACGAGAUCGAGACGCUCUUGGAUGAGAUUUGUGAGAUCAAGAACUUUCUCUUCUGUCGACUUCUUUUGGCAUCAAGUGCACUCCUGCCUAUCGCACUCCAGGCCGGCAGCAUAGAGGAACUCCUGCAAAGCGAAGGUGUGACAAGGGAACAUUUACGAGAUGUUUGCCUCAAGCUGGAGCGUCCCAGUCUUGAGAACAUGCGAGACGCGUGUGCGGACUUCAUGCGUGAAAGGGAUGGGGCUGAUGCACCAAAAGACAUUGCCAAAGACCUCGCCCUGAUGGACAUUAUCGACGCCCAACAGCGAAUCCAGAUCAGGGUCUGUGGCCGCCAUAUGUACUACUACCGUAACGAGCGCGCUCUCAACCGCAGCGGCUGGUUUCACUUCUCUAUCAUCGCGAAAGACUCCGAGCUCGCCGAUGCCGUUGCGCUUUGUCGAAACUGGGAAGAGUUCUUCGAGCUCACGAUACUGUCAAUGUAUCGGUUGUUCCCGGCUCCAAAGUGGACGAAGUUUGUGGGCGAUGUGAAUCGUCAAUGCCUCCUGCUUCUCGGUUUCAUACCUUAUUUCCAAGUCGACGGCGCCGAAGCUAAAACGACGCAACAUAGGAUUAGUGGUCGUGCUAGUUCGGGACGGUCGUACAAUUUUAAGGAAUCACGCAACAUCCUCUGCGGUAUCGUCAAGCGUGACGAUACCCUCAAUCGUCGAUUCCUUGAGUGCCUAGCAAUGGAGUCGGCCGACCUUCGUGUUUUGGUUCAUGAUCCGGUGACUGGCAAAUUCGUAAUCCAACCACCAAAGGAGGAGUUUUGGCUGAGCCGCGAGAAGGCCGGACGUGGCAGGUCUACAAAACAUGAAUACACCGUCACAGUUGAGGUCGAUAACGCCUUUUUCGAACAGGCCACCGCCUGCAGGGCUUGGUCGUUGAACUUCAACGAUUAUUAUAAUGUUUAUAUCUGGGAUGCACCGCCCGGUCGGAGUGCAGAUGAGCUACAGGGCAAAAUACAAGAGGUCCGUAAAGUGAAGGGAAAAGACAUGCUUGUCAGAGUUCGGCACAUAGUGCAACAUAUCACAAAUGAUCGUGAGAAUAGACGUGUUCGCAGCAUUCGGCCUGGAGAGAAUGUUCCUAGCAUGCUCGAUGACUUCGAGCUUGGCGCAGAAGCUUUUCCCAUCCCGAUUGAUGAGAUAUACAAGGAGCGAUUCUUCACAGAGAUCGACGAAAUAGAGGAUGCCCUUUUAUAUCCAAGGCGCGCACCUGGCGACAAGUCGCAGCCACCCUUCCCCCGAGAGAUUGUUGGGAAGAUACACCGGAGGACAAAGUGGAAGUGGUGGAAAAUUGCCAGCGAUGCCAGCACUGAUGAAGAGUCAUCUGCUUCUGAUGAAGAGUCAUUUGCUUCAGACGAUGCAUCCGAAGCUAAAUCCGACGAGGGAUCGCAGAAAAUGAACGAUCCAAGAGCAGUGUUAUUGCGGCGCAUGUUGGCGAACGACCCUCAUGUUAGUGUUCUGGCCGGAAAAGCGAUUGACAAGCUCCCUUCGAAGAGAGAACUCGACGCAUUCGGUAAUCAUGGAACGCUGAUCCCACAGUUUCAAUGGGCGGACAGGUCACUGGGUUACGAUCAUUUCUUACCUAUGUUUGACCGUAAACGUGCUUCUGUGAUACCAAGCGAACUCAGGGAUUCUCCUUCGAAGCUUAUGGACACGCUAAGAACGGCUCUACGCCGUCAGCGAGAAUACGAUAUCCAAGGGAAACAUCUCAUUCGAGAGCUGUGCGGGAGCCAUGGGCAACGGUCAAUACACAGGGGUGAGUUUAUCAUCGCUUAG